Messenger RNA from Archocentrus centrarchus (flier cichlid), 7269 nucleotides. It is a transcript of the gene slc7a14a, whose product is annotated as solute carrier family 7 member 14a. The transcript has 10 exons. Gene Ontology annotation, cellular component: plasma membrane. The coding region runs from base 321 to 2618 and encodes 765 amino acids. Lineage: Eukaryota; Metazoa; Chordata; Actinopteri; Cichliformes; Cichlidae. Gene Ontology annotation, molecular function: amino acid transmembrane transporter activity. The record is from RefSeq and is a predicted model, not a curated record. Gene Ontology annotation, biological process: transmembrane transport; amino acid transport.
UCUGCCGCUGAUGCACCGCGCAGCCCGGAGAUGCUGCUGCUGAUGCUGGUGACCGACUGCAGCAUCCGACAUGAGUAUCCACUAAUCCGGCCGUGCCACGAUUGCUUUCUCUCUCACAAUGUGGGGAAAAACUGACAUGGCAUUCUACUGAGCCGGAAAACAGAGGCGUGAACAACGAGACAAAAUCAGAUCUUCUUCUGGAUUAGGAAUAAUUCCUCUUCCUACGUGCUCUGUGCAUUGUCUUGAAGAAAUCAGUCAUAGAACUUGAGGGAAAACAUCAGUGAAACAGUAUCUUCUGCUAUUCCUCAUUGGCUGUCAGUAUGAGUGGUCUGGUAGGGAAGUUAGAUCCUCGCAGGAUACAGUGGGGGUCGACAUGGAACACCUUUGCAUCCCGUGUUCUGAGAACCAAGCCUGUGGAGUCCAUGUUAGAUUCAGCCAUGUCGGGCACAAGCUCACAUGGAACCAGGCUGGCCCGAGUUUUGUCUACGGUGGACCUGGUAUCGCUGGGUGUGGGCAGCUGCGUCGGGACAGGGAUGUAUGUGGUCUCGGGACUGGUUGCCAAGGAAAUGGCUGGUCCUGGGGUCAUUGUUUCCUUCAUUAUUGCUGCUGUUGCCUCCAUACUCUCAGGAGUAUGCUACGCAGAGUUUGGCGUCCGCGUGCCUAAGACCACAGGUUCGGCCUACACAUACAGCUACGUGACUGUGGGGGAGUGUGUGGCUUUUUUCAUCGGCUGGAACUUAAUUCUGGAAUAUCUGAUUGGCACAGCAGCGGGGGCGUCAGCGCUCAGCAGCAUGGCGGACUCACUGGCCAAUCACAGCAUCAGCAACUUUAUGAUUUCACACAUUGGGGCACUCCACGGCUUGGGUAAAGGAGAGCAGUCCUACCCAGACCUGCUGGCGCUGCUGAUAGCAUUGCUGGUGACAGUGAUAGUGGCUUUAGGAGUGAAGAACUCUGUUGGUUUCAACAACGCACUGAACGUCAUCAACCUUAUAGUGUGGGUGUUCAUGAUGAUCGCUGGGCUGUUCUUUGUCAACGGGGAGAACUGGGACGAGGGGAGAUUUCUGCCCUUUGGCUGGUCAGGGGUGAUGCAGGGUGCAGCCACCUGUUUCUAUGCCUUUAUCGGAUUUGACAUCAUUGCUACAACAGGAGAGGAGGCCAAGAGUCCCAACACCUCCAUCCCCUAUGCUAUCACUGCCUCACUCAUCACCUGCCUCACUGCCUAUGUCUCUGUUUCUGUGAUAUUGACACUGAUGGUACCGUACAAUGAAAUUGAUGCAGAUGCACCACUGAUGGAGAUGUUUGCCAUGCAUGGCUGUAUGUUCGCAAAGUAUAUUGUGGCAGUAGGCUCUAUAGCCGGACUAACUGUAUCCCUCCUGGGGUCGCUGUUCCCCAUGCCCAGGGUCAUCUAUGCCAUGGCAGGGGAUGGCCUGCUGUUUAAGUUCCUGGCCCAUGUGUCUUCCUACACAGAGACCCCUGUUGUAGCCUGUGUGGUUUCAGGCUUUCUGGCUUCCUUGCUGUCCCUUCUGGUCAGCCUUAGAGACCUCAUAGAGAUGAUGUCCAUAGGAACACUUUUGGCCUAUACGCUGGUGAGUCUCUGUGUGCUUCUGUUACGCUACCAACCCGAGGGCGACAUCCACGGCUUUGUGAACUUUCUCUCUGAGGAGCAGAAUAAAAAAAGGAAGGAAGGCGUUCUGGCUGAGUGUGAGAAAGACGCCUGCUCACCAACCAGUGAGGCGGAUGACUAUGGCGGUCUGCCCACUAACACCUGUGGGGCCAAAAACCUGCCUUCGCUGGGUGACAAUGAGAUGCUGAUUGGCAAACCAGAUAAAAACGCAUACACUGCCAGUCACCCUAACUAUGGUACAGUGGAUAUGACCACAGGUAUUGAAGCAGAAGAAUCAGAAGGUGGGAUGUCCCGGCGGUUAAAGAAGCUGAUUGGACCACGUUACUAUACCUUGAGGAUCCGAUUGGGCCUCCCGGGAAAGAUGGACAGACCAACUCCAACCACGGGGAAAACUGUCACUGUGUGUGUGCUGCUGCUUUUUGUCUUCAUCUUUGCUUUCUGCUCCUUCAUCAUUUUUGGAGCAAGCACUAUUGGGGAGGGUCGCUGGUGGGCCUUGCUGCUAUUAAUCUUCUUCAUCCUUGUCAUUGCCCUGUUGAUUGUCAUCAUUCUCCAGCAGCCAGAGAACCCUAAGCGGCUUCCCUACAUGGCGCCCUGUGUGCCCUUUGUACCUGCUUCAGCCAUGCUGGUCAAUAUCUACCUCAUGCUCAAACUAUCUGCAAUCACCUGGAUAAGAUUUUCAAUCUGGUGCCUCGUGGGUGUGCUCAUCUACUUUGGCUAUGGCAUGUGGAACAGUACUCUGGAAAUCACAGCUAGAGAGAAUGAAGUGCAUGCUUCCACCUACCAACGCUACGAUCAAGGUGUUGACGAAGGGUUCUGUGGCUUCGACGAUGAUUUCUACCCGCCUACCACUGACACCUGGGGUGCACCAGAGGGAGGAUCGGGGCUGACCUCGCCUCCGGUGGCUAAACCUGAAAGUGAUGGGAUGCCAUCAAAAGGUGGAGGCAGAACCAUUGCCAAUCAUGGCCUUGCAGAGGAGGAUCCAAUGGAUUUCUAAGGGGACUGACUCUGUGUUACCCUGAAUGUACUGCCUUGUCUGCUGCCUGGGGGAAGAUAGGGGACAAAUAUAUGAGUGCACGAAUGAUUGUGUGUGUGUCUGUGUGUGUGCAUGCCACUGUGUGUGUGUGUGUGUGUGUGCAUUUGUUUGUGUGUCCAACUCUUGGGCUAGAUUGUUUGUUGGCAGGGGAACUGCUUUUCUUUCACUUUACUCCAUCGUGCCUGGCUCCCCCGCUUCCACUGAAAUUUAGAUGUUAAGGUCAUGAGUGUCUUGACUCAUUUGCUUGUUAUUCACUCACUGGAAUCCACAUGCCACACAAAGAAAGGCCAGACAGAAAAGUGCGGAUGUAACAAGAGAUAAAAUAUGUUCGCUGCUCUCUGAACCAAAAGACAAUGUCUGUUAAGCAAUUUUUUUUUUAAAUGGUUUAUUUCUCAGAAUUUUGAGAUAUGAGAGGAGAAGGCAAUGAGAUGAAUCAGCACACCUCUUCCUGUUUUAACAGACAGGCAGGAAAGCUAGAUGACAAAUGACUUCCUGUGGACAGGUCUGGCUUUCUCCUUUCAUUUUUAAUUUUCAACAGGCAAAAAAGGGGCCACACAUGCCCUCAAAAACAUUAUUUUCUCACUUUAAGCAUUCCCUCUGACUCCAAACAUCUAACCCAAGCGAUUCUGAAGUGGAUUUGGGAAAGGGUGUUGAUGUUUUCUGUCACAAUUACUUGGACUUUGCUUGCAAUAGUGCCUUCAUCUACUGUAUGUGUAUGUGAGUUUCUGAUUAUGUCAGUUUUCUACUUUAAUUUUGCCUGUGUGUGUGUGUGUGUGUGUGUGUGUGUGUGUGUGUGUGUGUGUGUGUGUGUGUGUGUGUGUGUGUGUGUGUGUGAGGGUGUACUGUAUGUACACACAUGGGUUCUCAUAUUUGUGUUUAUAUGAAGUGUGUUCUUCAGAUUGUUUUACUCUGUAUGUAUAGAUGUUUUUUUCCCCACUCUUCCCCAGCAUGAAGCUCAACGUGAAUCCACUUGCAACAAAUCAGCUCAUGCUGCAGUGUAACACAUGCAAAUUACUGUAUCUGAAAAGAGGAGAGAGUAGAGUAUAUAAAAGAAGGAGAGAAUGGCCUGAAUCCUAACUGACAACCACUAGGGUUACUGUGAAGAAUGUCAUAUUUUCUCUUGAUUUUUUUUUCUUUAUGUAUGACAAAUCUUUAUGAGGUUCUUGAUGUUUACCAGGGCCAGGACAAAAAUUAUUUAAAGUUCUUUUUUUUUUCUUUAGAGCAAGGAUCUUUCAUUGUUUUUGCUUUUUUUUUUUUUCUUACUCAAAUCAAAUGAAAUCUAAUCCCCCUUUAUAUUCUCCUUUUUCUCUUUGCUUUUUCUCCAAUUCCUUCUUCUUCUUUGUAUUUUAUAUGGUCUAUAUCCACAAUUCCUUUCUUCUUCCAAGCCAAUGGUACCUUCCUCUAUCUGCCUCCUCACUCUCCUCUUGAUAGCCAUCAGGCCAUGUCAUCCACGAUAAGCCACAAGUGAUAGAGCCAGGAUUGGUUUUCAGUCAGGAUUUGUAACAGCAAUCUGUUCAUGGCCUGUCGAUCUAUUAGCUCCUGUUUCACUUAAGGGUGUCUGCUAUCACUUUUUUGAUUUGUCACUGGAGCAUUAACUGCACUCCCUGUGGUCCUGCUCCAACAUAGGCUCAAGCUGACAUGAGUGUGCCUCCCUUUUGCCCCUGCUGCUUCAUUUUUAAUGCAUGUAGCCAGUGCUGGAGUCUCACUUUUUACAUGGUACCUACAUUGCUGGGGCGCUCCAAAGAGGUUGUGAAAAUCAGUCAAAUCAGAUCAUGAGCCUGUGUGGCUGAAUAUGUAGGACAAGUAAGCUACAGCUGCCGAGGUUAGGGGUUUGGUUUCAUAAUAAGUAUGUACUGCAAGGCAAGUUUAUCAGUAAAGAAUUUUCAAACAAGAGAAUACAAAGUACUUUGCGUUGAAGGCGUUGUGCAAUUUAUCCUUUUGUGGCACAGUAACCAAUUUUGGCAUUAACCAACUAGCACUGUUUUGUUGUUAUGUUAAGGGUGGGGGGUGCUUCUACUAUAUAGCUGCUGCUGCUGCUGCUGCUGCUGCUGUUUGCCCUGAUUGUCCUUCUUGUACCUUUUCCUUGUGCCCCCUGUUGCUGCAUCAGUCCCUUCCCGGGAAGCCUUAUUAGUCCAAUGCACUAAAUCUAAGGAUGCCACGCUAAACCCCCACCUUACCUCUGCUCCCUUCACAACCAUCCACAUUAAAAAAUCAAAACAGACAAAAAACAAAAACAAGAAACUGCAAAAAAAAAAAACCCCAAAAAAAACAGCUUAUUGUAUAAACAGGCCCUUGGGUGAUGUCCAGUAAAGCGAUUUUCAUACCAAUUACAAAACACUUCAGUAUCGCAGAGAUUCAUGCUCAUAUUGAAUGAUUCUGCAGUUUGCCACUGCAGGGGGCAGUGUGCUGUGCAGUAGAGUGGAAAUUCAGAGAGUUGAGAUUUAAGUGAUUUGGGUGCUUGUUGAGUUUGAAGGCUGUCUGAAUUUUAGGCAGAAGCUGGAGCACUCACACCAACCAGUGCCAUAGUUGAGAAUAAGAGCACCAAGGUUAUGUCCUUUGUAACUUUUAUGGAAAUGUGACUGGGUUAUUGACUUGGGGGGGUGGUCAUAUUUUAUGACCACAACAUUGCAUUGAACCACACUGCAGGUUCCAGGCAUGGAUGUUAGAUGAACCGAUAUUUUAUUGCUGUUUUGGCACCCAAACAAUGUUAUGAAGUUUUGCAGAACUGUCCAAUAUAAACAUUAUGCUCAGUGAUCCAGUUGGAAAAGCAUUUGCACAUUAACUCUUACACACAUCUAAACGUAUAUAUUCAUUUUGUACUUUUCAGCCAAAAUUCCUUACCCACCCAGAUCUCUUUCUAACUCAGCUAAAAGAAUCCAAUGGUUUUGCAUUCAUAGCUCAGCCAAAAACAAAGAAAACAAAUUCAGGCGAUGCCAUGCCUCUGACACUGGACUGUACAGUCAACUUUCUAUAUUAUCUGAUCUGUCUGUAUGUAUUAAGACUGUGUGAAUGCAUGUACUGUAUGUGUGUGCGAUGUGCGUUUGUGGUCCACGCCUGCGCCUCAGUGUGAUCGUCUGGUGAAUGUGUAGCAUGCUCUCGUGCACGAGGCCCAGACUAUACAUGUUGUACUUGCAUGUGGUGACUGAUUGCAAUGACAUGUAAUAGAACACUAAACCAAACCAAAUGCAGGCUUAAUUCUUAUACCUGGGAAUGCUGGCCUCUCUGCUAUAGAAGGACUUGACAGAUGUUUAACAACUGAACGGGGUUAAAAAAAAACACACACACACACACACCAUCCAACAGGAUGAUACUGUGCAUUUGUUGCACUCUGCUGCAUUUUCUAUUCUGAUAGAAACUGAGAAUUUUCCUUUAUAACUCAAUACUAUGAGAAUGAGGAAUAAAUUCUAUGAGCUAAAAGAAUAUUAUACAUGAGAUUCAGUUCAAAUUGCAUAUUCUUUCCCUCAGUAAUCUCCUCGCCCAGGUAUGAGAACCAGGACUCUAUUUGAAAAAGAAGGAGAACAUGUAGCAAACACACUGAUGUGGGCUGCUCUUCUCACAUCCUUCCUCAAGCACUUAUAAUAUGCCUACUUCCUCUUUGUCCAUCUUCUCAACCACAACCUCUGCAAGCCAAAGUCCACAAUCUUUGUUUACUUUUCACAUACAGAAGACUGUAGUUUCUUCAGAGUGAGAACUUGAGAUAAAACAGAGCUAACAUUUUUUUUCUGCUCUUCUAAUACUGUAAGCUACUUUAUCACAAGCAGACCAGAUUUUCUUUACCACGGUGACUUCGGUCAUUGGUAUAAAGGAUACUUUCUGAAUUUUUGCUAGUAUUUUGUUAAUAUUUGAAGUAUUAUUCUAGACUCCAGUGCAUUUGUCCAGUAAUGACAUGAUGCAGUGAAAAGUACAACACUGUAGGAGGAGUGAACUCAAAGAAAGGUAUUUUUCUACAGCUGUUUCCCAUCCACAGGCCCUCGGGUUGGUGUGCACAGCAGAGCUGGGUGGAGUUAUCGGUCUUCACUUUCUGUGUUUUUGUUUAAUCACAAGGAGGCCUGGGAGAAACUGCUAAAAUAUAUUUUUAAGAACUGUAUCUCUCCAGAAUGAAAAGGCUAAUUUAUAAACUUUAAUCCUUUACUUUGAAGGGUUUAAAAUGUUGUUCAAGACGUCAAUAGGACUGUAGAUGGUUUAGGAGUAAGAGCACUAACCGACAGCACGCAGAAACUAUUUUAAUACAAUGAUAAAUGCUAAACUACACACAAAAUCAAAGAUUGCCUCUAUUGCUUUUAAAGUUAGCUACUAUUUGUUUAUUUAGUCUUGGAGAAGGUGUGCCAUGUUCUUCCUGUGCUCUGUGUUCACUGUUGCCAAGUGUCCAGUUAGUGUGUGUUAGACUUGUUGAGAUUGGCUUCUCUUGCAACAGCAAAUUUGAUUCCUUUUCACUUCUGUAUAUGUUGGCACAAAGCUGUAUAAUGUAGUUGUUUUUAUUUUUUGUUUUGUUUUUUUUUUUAAAAGGUUUCUUCCAUAUGUGUGGUAAUUUUGCUCCUGGGUGCACUGUUUUUGCUGAGUUGUUGAUAUUGCUUCCAUGCAACAAUGAAAGCUAUUUAUUGCAAAUACAAAA